GGGAUGUCAAAAUAUUUCUUGGAAUCUCUCUCAUCAUAUCAAUGAAGAACGAAGUGCAGCUUUCGUAAUAAUAUAAUAACAUCCGUAGCCCUAAAAUUGUAUAUUAAUCACUGUCUAUAUCAUCAAUGUGAUCGUGAUGAAGAUGAUGUUAAAAACCCGAACGGAACUUGCAGUAAAAUUUUCAGCGGUCGUAAAUGUGGGCGGUAAACUAAAAAUAAUAUGGACGGAAAUUCGCUGCCUUCUCCAUUGUCGGCCAAAUACAAAGGCACAUUUGGGUAUUACACAGUUCGUGACCGGUUACCUGUGAUUUUGACCAAGGUUGUGGACACCCUUUGUCGCAUGAAUAGUAAGAUUGCUGAUCAGUAUGAUGAAGAACAUGCUGAGAGUCUCAAAAAUAUAUGUGGUCGGAUAUCUCAGCUAAAAUAUGAAGUACAAACCAAUAAACCAGUAACUCCAAUUCAAGAUGGCUGGGCUGAUGCCAUAGUUUGGGAUAAAUAUUACAAGAAGCAGAAGACACUAAUAGAUGGGGCUGAACCUUGCUGGUUUGUUAGUCCAUGGCUCUAUAUGGAGUGUUACAUGUACAGAAAGAUCAUGGAGUCCAUUCACUUAUCCAAGCUGCUGGGUGACAAAAUUGAUCCAUUCAGGGAUCAGAAAGAACAAGCAUUUAUGACAUCACAAGCAGCAACAAUCGCUGUUUCCAUGGACCUCAUGGAGAAACUGACCAAACUUGAUGAAAUUGCUGAACCAUUAAAAUAUAUUUUCGUACAUUAUUUAAAGAUUGCACUGUGGGGGAACAAGUGUGACCUGUCUAUAUCAGGGGGUGAUGAAAAUACACAGACAAGCUGUCCCUUGGCUCAAGUAGACAUCCUAGAACCAUACAUCUUAGUGGACAAUACGAGCCAAGUGUGGGACACCCUCGUUGCUAUCAAAAAAGCCAAAUCAGGCCAUGGUCAAUUGGAUAUUGUUCUUGAUAAUGCUGGCUUUGAAUUAGUCACUGAUCUCUGUCUCGCUGAACUGUUGUUAUCCAGUGGCUUUGUCAGUAAGGUUGUCUUCCAUGCCAAGGCAAUGCCAUGGUUCGUGUCUGAUGUCACACUGCAUGACUUCCAUUGGACACUGCAGAUGUUCUGUGCAUCAAACAACAUGGGGAUGUCUCAUUUUGGGAACCUUUGGCAAUCGAGGCUAAAGGAUGGAUCAUGGUCACUUAGGGUACAUGAAUUUUGGACAUUACCACAUAGCUUUCACGAAAUGGAAGAAACAGUUCCAAAACUUUAUGCUGAACUUGAGCUGUCUGAUUUCAUCUUCUUUAAAGGAGAUUUGAACUAUAGGAAACUAACAAGUGAUAGAAGCUGGGAUUUUACGACAUCAUUCCAGAAAACUCUGCAGGGUUUUACUCCUGCUCCACUGUGUACUCUCAGGACUCUGAAAUGUGAUACUGUUGUUGGCUUGAAUCCAGGACAAGCUGAGAAGGUGGAAAAGGAGGAUUCUGAUUGGAUGAUAACAGGAAGUUAUGCUGUUAUACAAGCAUAUAUUCCAUAGAGCAAAUGACCUUUGAAAUCUUUAAACUGCAUUUCUAGAAUUGUCAGUGAUCAAAUCUUUUUGGGGUAAUGCGACAUUUGAAUGGUCCUCAAGAAAGUCCACAGUAAGUCAGAUAUUGAGAAAGAAGAUUUCAAAUGGACAUCAAUUUCUCAAAACUGGGUUGAAAGACUUAAGACCAUUAAGAGAAGCUGUCCAUUUGUCUGUCCGGGUGAUAAUUCAAAUAACAGUUGCAGACUUGCUUUAGGGAAUCUAGUCUUAUCUAUUUAUUUCUCAAUAAAUUGCUCAACUGUAGUAUUUUUUCCAUAUAGGCCUGGUGAAUAUAUACUGUACAUACAUGUAUAAUAUUUAGGAUGAUCUAAUGAUUCAGUCGAUCGUAUUUGUAUCAGAAUCAAUAGUACAUCUGGAGGGAGUUUCUGGGACCUUGUUUUUUAUUACUUGAUUUUACAUAUUUCUACGAAUUAUUAGAACUUAGUUUUUUAACUUUGAGUAAUAAGUUUAGAUUAAUGGAGUAAUGUUUUUGGAUUUGAUAUAUAAGUGGUUGCUAUGUAAACAUGUCUUAUUGAAGAUUUAUCAG
Owenia fusiformis is the source of this 2110-nucleotide messenger RNA. NCBI's taxonomy places the organism in Eukaryota, Metazoa, Annelida, Polychaeta, Sabellida, Oweniidae. The record is from the annotation of a GenBank genome assembly.